Momordica charantia (bitter melon) is the source of this 1366-nucleotide messenger RNA. Its product is annotated as GPI-anchored protein. NCBI's taxonomy places the organism in Eukaryota, Viridiplantae, Streptophyta, Magnoliopsida, Cucurbitales, Cucurbitaceae. The record is from RefSeq and is a predicted model, not a curated record.
AGCAAUUGGCAUCCAAUUCGCUCGCGGCCUCUCUUUGUCAGUCCCCAUUUUGCCUUUUCUUCUUUCUUCUGCUUCUUCUUCUUCUUCUCUUUCCAUUACUCCUCUUCAUCCGCCAUUACCAAACUUUACUCAUUCUCUUCCCCAAUGUCUUCAAACCCACGAAUCUUCCUUCUAUUCCUCCUCGGUUUCUCAUUUUUUCCAUCGUUUUUCUCCCUCCCCCAUCCCGACCCACUAACAAUCCGCCCCUUUCAGGUGAACCAGUCACCGCCGGCGACAAUCCCCGCAUUUCCCGAGCAAUCCGACGUCCAGGGCUGCCCGCUGGACCUCCCCGACGAGCUCUUCCACGGGAUUAAGACGGCGUGCGGCGGUUCCUCAAAAGGGGGUGUCUCCGGGCAGCUCCACCGUAGCCGCUGCUGCCCUGUCCUGGCCGCUUGGCUCUACGCCGCCUACUCCGCCACCGCAUUGCAGAGGGCAGGCCGAGCCGGCGCCGCCGCAGGCCGUACGUCGCCGUCGUAUGACCUGCCCCUGCUGCCCGAUGACUCGGAAACUUGCGUCAGCAACUUGGAUCAAGCUCUGAAUCAAAGGGGAAUCGAACUGGUGAGGCCGAAUGAGACCUGCGAUGUGGUUUACUGCUAUUGCGGCAUCAGAUUGCACCCCUUGAGCUGCCCGGAGGCGUUUUCAGUGACCCAGAAUGGGAAUCUUGAAGGAGAUCGAACUGUGAAGAAAUUGGAGAGAAAUUGCUUGAGUAGUAGCUCCAAUGUCAAUGGAUUUCCAGGCCUUGGUGGGUGUUCCAAAUGCUUGAGAAGUCUUUAUCAGCUCAGCAACAAGGACACUUUGAAUUCAAGCAAGCCAGAGAACAGGACCACCAAGAUGCACCACAAGGAGUGUCAGCUGAUGGGUCUAACUUGGCUUCUUGCCAAGAACCGCACGGCAUACAUCCGCACCGUCACGUCGGUGCUUCGGGCUAAAAUGAUGAGYGGAGAUGGGUCGGAUCCUCAGUCGUGCACUCUCAACAGCGAUGGAAUGCCUCUGGCUGUCGAUUCCGCUGAGAUCUCAGGCAGUUCUGUUUCGACUCCCGUACAAGCACCGCUGUUUCUUAGCCUGGUUUGGCUGGCUUUGUUGUACCAUUUGAUCAUGUUGUUUUCUACACAAUGAGGUUAGAACUUAGAAGGGAAUCACUUAGAAAUUUGUAACUGACCUUUUUUUCUUUCUUUUUUGUGUAGGUUCUUUUGUGCAUUGUGAUUGUUGUUUUUGUAUUCAUGGGGUUUCAGAAAUGAUCUCUUUUUCUCUGUGUUGAUUGGAAAAUGCCAAAUUAUUUUCUGGURUGUCCUCUGAGUAAAUACCAUUUUUGUUUAGGUCCUUAAAA